CAUCAAUUUCAUGGUUGGACGUGGUAGUCAUUGCGACGUGACGUACACUGUCGUUCGUGGAGAUUACAGUCCUACUUGGGGUGAAACGGUUACCUGUGGUUCCAGUCCUUGUUGUGUGAGUUACGCAUUCCAUAACUUUCAAGAUGCUCUGAAGCGCCAGUCCUAUGGUCCAUCAUCGGUUACCGUGUUAGUAAAAUCAUCCUCACACUGCUCAAUAAAAGGAAGUCAAGUCGGGGUUGUUAGUACGCCUUUAUUCAACCUCUUUAUGGAAUAUUCAAACGGAGCAAUAAUCACGGCGGCGACAAAACCCUCGCCAGUUCCGAUUGAAACCCAAGCUGCUGUUUCGCCAACGACUGCACGACUGCUAUCAGCGACAAGCAGCAUGAAGAACACAGCUCCAAACGUGGUGUCUUCUUCUCACAUUGCUUCAGCCACCAUAUCGCCGUCUCAAAGCGUCCAUGCAUCGACAGUGACCCCGCUUUCAUCCGUGGCUUCCACAUCCUUUGCGUCAACCAAAACGUCACCAUCCGAAGGAAUUACGACAGAUGAAGGCCCUUUAUUGACCUCUGUCUCACUAGUUACCUCUUCAUCAACACCUUCAGCCACAAUAUUGACAUCGGAACUGGUCCAAGUGGUUGAUUCUGGAAUGUCGAAUACGCCUUCACUCCCAUCAAGCCAAGACACUACUAUUCUAAUCGACACAGAAGUGACCACUUCUAGGGAUCCACCUCCAGCCUCAUCCAGUCACGCACAAAGGCCACAAACCACUGAUGUGAAUGACGCAGUAGCUGUGGAGUCACCAGCACGCAGUACUCCAACACAGUCGAGAAUCACAGUCGGGGCUGCAACUACCCACCGUUUCAGGCCCACGGCACAGAGCUAUACUUGGAUGAUUGGAUCGGGUGUAGGAGCUUUACUAUUGCUCGGGAUCAUAUUGUCAGUGCUGUUAUAUUGUAAGGUAAAGCACACUUCAUCAGCACUCCGUGUUCCCAGCGACUCGUCCGGUGGCGAGCCUGGCCCCAUUGAAGCACGUACCCUAGCGUGCGAAAACCCACAGUAUGGUGUGGCAGAGGAUAUACCAGUAAGGUUUAACGUGAGCAGCAGCCAAAGCGGGUACUCAGAUGUAGAUGUGCAGUAUGUGGAUGGGAAUCAGGUCUUAUCGGAAGACACUACCUAUGACACAAUGAUAAAGAGCUACACGCUACAUGGUGGGAAGAGCGAUGCGAAGGCGAAGCCCUCUACUCAACUUGCGCCAGGAGGUGAACAACAACAGCUGGAGAAUGGUGUUGGCGAACAACCGCAGUAUGAUCGACUGGACAUUACCCUUCGCAGAGACAGUUAUGCGGAGGUUGUGCCACGGAAUUUGCGCACACCGUCUACAAACAUAACUGCCACAGCAGAAAAAGCGGAAUCGGACAAAGAGCCUGUAAGGAGCCCACCGAAGCUUGGUGAUGAACCGUACUAUGCAAGAGGAGAAUAUGAGACCCCCAAUUUGUGAUGGAUCAUAGCAAAAUCAGAAAGAAUGACAGACCCACCUGACGAGAUAAUUUUUACUUGAGUAUAACAAUUGCAAUUCACAUGUCCCAACUAUCAAUCUAAUGCUCAUUUUCUCUAGCUCUGUAUUGAAUACAGCACUUCUUUUAAGCUACCAGUUCCCUCGAAGCAAACAGGAAAUGUUAUCCAAUGUUAUGCAGAUCACAGCAUCAGGUUGAGUCAGCCGCAAAGGGGAUGUGAUAUAAACCUCCUUUUCUUAUCAGGAACGUCACGUCCCCCAACCAUUCUCCCACGCAAAGUGUAGAGCAUAGCUGGGUGGUUAGCAUUUCGCAGUAAGUUCGUUCAAUCAACUGUAUACCGGUAAAUAUUACACCUGUUGUGUAUGGUAACAUAUUGCCCCACGUUGUAACCACCAGCCUAUGUAUUUCCAGCAUUCAAUGAUUAUUGAGGAUAGCACUCCAUUAUACUUUGAAGUAUUACAUUGUGUUGUUCAUCAGUCUGGCUAAUGCAGUACAUUGAUAUUAAUUUUGUUUUCCCUACUCGAGUCCUUUGCUAGGGGGAGUGCAACGAACCCCAUCAGAUAACGUCAUGCACCACCUUUACAUCUACUACAACCUUUUGUAAUAUUCUCGUUUUUUCUCUAUUUUUGUCUGAUCCUCACUUUGCUAAACAUACAAAACCAGUAUAAAAAAUCGGUAUGCACGUCUGUACGUUUUCUGAUUGUAUUUGGUACCAGAUUUCGCAACAUAUCUUUCCCACAUCAUCUCUUGUUUUUCAUCAUGAAAGACAUUCUUUUGCAUAGAGAAGAUGUGGAUUACGGUUUCACCCUAUCAACGAAACCAGCGUCAGGGUUGCAUGGACUCCGGCCUGGGUUUAGAAUAGGAUCUGCUUCGCAUUUCUUCACUGUUCCUUUGCUUUUCAACCAUAUUCACAUUAUCAUUAUAAUAAUAAACAUGAUCACAUAUCACGUUUGCAGUAUGAACGUGAUAGUCUUGUGGGAUGUCACAAACCUAAUAUGACCCGCUCUAUGCGGAGGCUCCCAUGUAAUCCUGUCUCAAUCUCCUUCUUCACCACCACCUUAUACUUAAAUCGUCAUACAUAUCUCUCCAUACGUUUGCCCUUCAAUCUCUUCAAGAAGUACGCUUCUUUUAAAGUUAUACUCCCUGAUG
Messenger RNA from Sycon ciliatum, 2663 nucleotides. RefSeq names its product mucin-17-like. NCBI's taxonomy places the organism in Eukaryota, Metazoa, Porifera, Calcarea, Leucosolenida, Sycettidae. The record is from RefSeq and is a predicted model, not a curated record. Bases 11 to 1498 code for a protein of 495 amino acids. The transcript has 4 exons.